This is a messenger RNA of Metschnikowia bicuspidata var. bicuspidata NRRL YB-4993, 717 nucleotides long. RefSeq names its product mitochondrial 54S ribosomal protein uL4m (gene YML6). Gene Ontology annotation, cellular component: ribosome. NCBI's taxonomy places the organism in Eukaryota, Fungi, Ascomycota, Pichiomycetes, Serinales, Metschnikowiaceae. Bases 1 to 717 code for a protein of 238 amino acids. The transcript has a single exon. Gene Ontology annotation, biological process: translation. The record is from RefSeq and is a predicted model, not a curated record. Gene Ontology annotation, molecular function: structural constituent of ribosome.
AUGAUCAAAGCUGCAGUCAAAAAGGCCGUGCCCACCAAGUUGUCGGUAGGCACGCCCCCCAAAUACACGUUGGCGUCGCUCAGAAGCUUCCCCUCCUUGGAGCCCCAAACCAUGGCCCCAUACCCUGCGACAUUCUUGGACCAUCCUCUAAGAAGAGACUUCUUGUGGAGUGCCGUCGUGUACGAGGCCGACAAGUCACGUGUGGGCGCCGGCUAUGUCCCCACCAAGCAGGACAAGUGGUUUUCCAACAGAAAGUUGCACCCUCAGAAAGGCACGGGCCGUGCCAGAGUGGGUGAUGCCAAUUCGCCGAUCCGGGACAACGGCAUCAAGGCCCACGGAAUCAAGGCGCCGCACGACUGGUCCACCUCUUUGCCCUUGAAAGUAUACAGCCGCGGGUUCCAGACCGCGUUGAGCGACCAGUACCGAAACGGGCGUCUUUUCGUCAUUGGCGGCGAAAACGAGACCGCCGACUUCCAGUUCAGCCACGUGGACCAGAUGCGCCAGUUUGUGGAGCACCAUGACUUGGAUGGCUUGCACUUGUUGUUCAUCACCAACGAGCAGAGAAGCAAUCUCUUGGAGGCGUCGGCCAACAUGGGCAAAAAGUGCGAUGUUUUGGUCAAGGAGUCCGUGGAGGUGCGGGACUUGUUGAAGGCCAAGCGGAUUUUCAUUGAGCAGGAAGCGUUGAACUGGUUUGUCUCCAGAUAUGGGGCCCGGUAA